AACCAAUGACGACAGAGCAUUUCCGAGGCUUUCCGCUUUCCCCGAAGUUCUUGACAGAUCCAACUCCAGAUUGAGAGAAUUCAAGAUGGCUGCCACAGGUUUUAAGUAGAGGGCUAACUCUUCUGGAUCCCACUGUGCAUGAAGCUUUCCUGACGUUGUGCUGUCUAAUUCCUGAGUCCCCCAGCUCCUCUUGUCUCUCAUCAUGUCCUCCACCUCCUCCUCGUACUCGUCCUCGGGAGAAACCAGCCCGGAGGAUGUACCCCGAGGUGGGGGGACCAUCCGAGUCUACCUCCCUAACAAACAGAGGACAGUGGUGAAUGUUCGCCAAGGGCAGACUGUGCACGAGAGUCUAGAUAAAGCACUCAAAGUGAGAGGCCUAAGCCAGGAGUGCUGUGCUGUAUUUCGCCUUCUGGAAGGUCGUAAGAGGCUGACAGAUUGGGAUACAGAUAUCACUCCUCUGGUUGGAGAGGAGCUUUUAGUCGAGGUCCUGGAUGAUAUUCCCCUCACCAUGCACAACUUUGUACGGAAAACCUUUUUUAAGCUGGCUUACUGUGAUUUUUGCCACAAGUUUCUUUUUAACGGCUUCAGAUGUCAGACAUGUGGCUACAAAUUUCACCAGCACUGCAGUAGCAAGGUCCCUACUGUGUGCGUGGACAUGGAUACAGUGAGCAAACGGUGUGAUCCCAAUACUUGCACAGAUGAGUACCCACGGAUACUAUUGCCAGAUAAUUCCCCAUCGCAGAGCAACCUAGCCUUAACCCCAGAGCCUGCUGGGAUGGACCUCCUGUCCCCAACCUCGGCCUUUCGCUUUCCCAUUCCGGGUGGAGAUGGCCAGUCUCUACAGAGGCAUCGCUCCACCUCCACUCCCAAUGUUCAUAUGGUCAGCACAGUGGGCCCUGCUGGUGCCAGCAUUAUAGAGGAAGCACUAAAAUUCAACAACACAAUAGGUCCUGAGCCCUCACCGAAGCCCUCCACCAGCCCACCAUCUUCUCUUGGCUCUCCGGGGAGGAGGCCGCCCAAGUCUCCCUCCGAGCACAAGGAGCGCAAGCCCUCUUCGUCCGACGACAAAAAGAAAGUGCACCGAGGGGGCUACAGAGACUCAAGUUACUACUGGGAGGUGCACUCUCGAGAAGUCAACAUUCAGAAGAGAAUAGGUGCUGGCUCCUUUGGAACAGUCUUCAAGGGCAAGUGGCACGGAGACGUGGCAAUCAAGAUCCUUAAAGUCACCGAGCCAACACCUGAGCAGUUACAGGCCUUCAAAAAUGAAAUGCAGGUCUUGCGGAAAACCCGUCAUGUCAACAUCCUGCUGUUCAUGGGCUACAUGACUAAACCCAACUUUGCCAUCAUCACACAGUGGUGUGAAGGCAGCAGCCUGUACCGCCAUCUGCAUGUCACAGAAACCAAGUUUGACACUAUGCGUCGUAUUGAUGUGGCCAGACAGACAGCACAGGGCAUGGAUUAUCUUCAUGCAAAGAACAUAAUUCAUCGAGAUCUGAAGUCAAACAAUAUUUUCCUCCACGAGGGCUGGACUGUUAAGAUUGGUGACUUUGGCUUGGCUACAGUAAAGUCUCGGUGGAGCGGCUCUCAACAGGUAGAGCAGCCGAGUGGAUCCAUUCUCUGGAUGGCUCCCGAGGUGAUCCGAAUGCAGGACAGCAACCCGUAUACGUUCCAGUCUGAUGUAUACGGCUAUGGAGUAGUGCUGUUUGAGCUCAUGUCAGGGACCCUGCCUUACUCCAAUAUCAACAACAGAGAUCAGAUAAUCUUUAUGGUUGGACGCGGUUACUUGUCUCCGGACCUCAGUAAGCUGUAUAGUACCUCACCCAAGUCAAUGAAAAGACUCAUCGUUGACUGCCUGAAGUUCAAACGUGAUGAGAGGCCCCUGUUUCCACAGAUCCUGGUAGCAAUUGAACAGGUUCAAGACCUACUGCCAAAAAUCGAGCGGAGUCGCUCAGAGCCGUCGCUCCACCGGGCCGUCCAUGCAGAGGACCUGAACCCUCUCCUGUUCCACACCACCAGGCUGAUGCCCCUCUAAGGUCCCCACAGCGCUGGGCAGAGAUGCCGUCACCCUGUUCUGAUCCACAACAUUCUCGUGCCUCAGAGAGGCCACAGGCUGACUAUCCUGACAGACUGCGACCCCCAACUCACUCCCAGCCCCUCAAGAGCCCUGGAGCUUCAGCCCUCAACACAAAACUCAGUAACUGCAGAAAUAACCGUUUAGUUUGAUAGUAAAUCUUCUUUUCGUUCCACAAGUGACGAAGAUCUUCUCAUUCGUGAAAUAAUUGUCUGCUGUAUCUAGAAGUAUAUUAAAAGGAGCUAUUUGAGGUUUAAAAACAGACAUGUUUCGCACAAAAGUUCAGUAAAAUAUUUUUGGACCUUUUUUGAGGAGCGCUGUGGGCAUAGGCAAAAAUUAAAUUCAGUUUAUCAGCCAUAGCGCUGGAGCUGCUGCUUCAGGUCAUCUGAUCAGCUCACAUACUUCAAAUGCUCAGUUGUCAUGGGCCCCUUUCUGUCUAAUGCAGUAUAAUGGGAUGGAAAGCAAACUGAAUGGUUGUUUGAGAGUGUUUUGUAAAGGAUUGGAAAUGAGUGCACAUGCAACAACAAAACAUGAGGAGGCAGACGAAAAGAAAGAAAAAACUAUUGAAUAUUAUAUAAUAUAUUUUGCCUUGAAUAGACCCUAACCCAACUUAAGAAACUGGACUGUGCAAAAAGGUUCAGUGAUUAAUGAAUAAUAGUCACAUACUUGGUGAAAGUGUCUGGAUCUUUGAGAAUCAAAAUGACCUUUUCUUCACCUCAGAAUAAUCUAAUUUGCAUAGAUGUCCUUAAGUUCCUCUUGGACCUUAGUUCCCGUUGUUGCAAUGGACUGAAACAGUUUAAAUCCAAAAUGUGUAAGUUGAAUAAUGUAAUUGGCUGUGAAAUGACCACUGUAAUGUCUGAGGGGUAGAGGUAUGCAUUUUAAUUCACUUAUUCCUCUGAGUCUUAAAACUGUGGGAAUUUUACAACAGCAUGCCAAGUUCAACUGGUUGGAUACAUUUUCUCCAAAGCCACUGAAAAAGAAAAUUGCCCCCCAUUUUAAGAUGCUGUCAAUUCCUCAGACAAAUUAAUUUCAUGUUCCUUGUAAUGCUAUUUACCUUACUCCACUGGGGUUGCUGGGAUUUUUUCAUCUUGUUGUAAUAAGGUCAGACAGAGUACAGGAUUAAAUUGUUAGGACCAAUAUUUUUCUUUUUGUACAGGAAGGUUUGUCUGAUCAUUUAGUUUCUGAUGUUUAACAUUUUCAGGACAAAAUAUUCCAAGUUAUCCCAAGCAUUUUUUUUUUUGCCGGUUCAAAGAGAGGCAACAUUUCAAUGUUGUGUAAAAUCAGCCCAGUUUAUUGGUCUGCCCCUAAUAUGCCCAUGACAUGACAUUAAUGUGUGCUUAUGUACCGUUCACAAGUCUUUUUUUAAAUUCCUUUCAUAAGUGUUACAAGAAUCAUGCUCCAGAUUGCAGAUGAGAUGGGUCUAUAAAUAAGGUUGUUUUCUUAAAUCGCUGUUAUUUUUUAGCCCAAUGAGGAACUGACAGGCCUUUAGUAAGUUGCAGUCCUAAUAUAAAUGGUUAUUGUAUUGCUGCUACAUAUAGUGAAUUUCCUGUGCAGUUUUUUUCUACACGUCAGAGCCGAGACAUAUUGGGGCUGGACUGCACCAACACAGCACACAGCCUCAGCAAGUAUUCUGCUGAUUAGUCUUAAGUUUUUUCUUAAUGCUCUGAAACACUGCACCGUGGAUUAGCCACCAGUCCAUAUUUCUCAGAUACAUGCCCACACACAUAAAUUCUUACUUUAGCUGUUAAUGAUGCAAAAACACUGAGAGUAACUUGGUUAAUUAGUCACCCCGAUUUCGAAUUACGCAUGCAAUUAAUGUUCUGCAAAUACCGAAGACUUCAGUACUCUGGCGGACAGUAAGACGUGUCGUCAGAAUGUGUAAAAGCAUAAAGUGUUUACCUGUUCCAAAUGGCCACGCCCAAAAGCACCAUCUCCAAGAACUCUGUCUUCUAGCCUUGACACCAUGAGUCAUUCAAAUCAGGGUGAGGGUGCACCUUUUUAAGGACAGUCUCAAAUCAGAGAAUUCUAGAAAUUGUCCGACCCAUCUUCACAGUCCCACUGUGAAUCAUGUUUGCCGGUCAUCCCAUUGUUCAUGUUUGUGGAGCUAGCUGGCAAGUUGGGUAGCAUAAAUCAUUCUCUUUAGUAUCAAAUCCAAAGAGUAAAAAGAGGAAGCACGGAAACCUGUUGGUAGCCAGGGUGGCCCACUGAUCCAGGGUGGCAUGUGGCUUUUGUUAGAUUCACAAAACAUUUCUGUGUGGACCUUGCACAUUCACCUUGCUAGCAUGUUUUGUGGACGCUUAUACACUAGGGAUGUCCUGAUCUCAACUGAGAUCUGUAUUUGGGCUGAUGAAGGGAUUUUUUUAUUCUGAUAAUUAUCAGCUAUAUUGAGCCAGAUGUGAUGCUUUGGUUUAUGUCAGGUCUUACACGUGUUUUUACUUGCACAGCAACACAAAGAAUCAAUACGAGUCAGAACUUGAUAUCGGAUACUCAAUAUUAAAAUACUUGGAUCAGGAUAGGGGGCAAAAAAACGUUAUCAGGACAUCCCUAAUAUAUACCCUAAUUAUUAUGUAGAGGCCAUUGAAUUACUGUAAUGGAGUGGCAACCCAGACAGUUUCCCUGCUUGAUCGAGUGAUCAAAGACAAUGGACAAUGAGAAUUUGACAGGCGCCCACUGUUUCUUGUUUGUCGGUCUCACUCCCUUCUUUCCUUGCUCUCUCCUUGGGAAAACCAAGCAGUGACUUUUUAAUCCUGUUGCUCGGUGCGAUGUGUGAAUUAGGCCUGUAACUAGUCGCUGUUGUAGUAAAUGGACUCACUGAGGUAGAAACUUUUGGAUUAAAGGAUUGUGUUUGACCCCCGUAGGCAAUGUCCAGUACUCAGGUGUAUACUGCUUCAUGAUGCAAUAAUGUAUACUAACUUUAUUUUAUAGUUUCUAAAACGUGUGAAACAAGCUGCCUUAUGGAACUACUAGAUGUGGUCAAACUAAAGCUACAGAUACACAAAGACCUUCUUAAGUACUGAUAUACCCCCUUUCACCAACGCAAACCCAGUGCUAGUGCUGGUUUACAGUUGGUUCAACUCGCGAACCUUUUAGGAACCACGGGCUAGAAAGCCACCAUAGGGUCACAUAAUUAGUCCCUGUGUAUGUCUCCAACAUUAGCUGUUGUUACCAAGGUUAGCUGGCUAACUUACCCAAGCAAGUGUACAACUACAGUGUUAAGAACAUUACAUCAAUGAUACAGUUCAUGUAAGAAAUUAGUAGCUUUGUUUGCUUGGGUAAUGUUAGCUAACGUUGCACGUUGUUCUUGGUUCUAGACCAACAAAGUGUUGGUGGAAGAACUAGUUUUCCUGGCCGAGAGCCGGUUCUUUGGCCGUAGAAACACAGAACCGAUUGGAGAUUAGGCUCUGAACCAGCCCUCAGACAUCAUUGGUGGAGAAGGGGUAACGGUGGAUCCAUAAUGCUGUGUGGUGCUCUCUGGUUGUUCUGUGCACUGUGAGCAUAUGUUGACAUUGAGAAGCCCUCGGGACUCUGCUACUUGGAUGGAUUAUAAACCUAAUCCUGUGAAAAAGCACUGUGCCUCAAUGUGGAACCAUCAAAAGCAUACAUGGCAGAGGGGCUUUGUGCUGGGAUCUCCUUUACUCGAUCCACACCUGGAGCUGCUUCUCCUCUCAGCGUCCCAUGUGAUCUGUGACACUAGUGGAAAGAACUGUAUUCCCUGAAAGCUCGUCUCUCGUCAGUGCCUCCACUACCAGUGGAAAGGAUUUUGAUGGGUUUUGGCUCAUGCCUGAAAUUCUGUCAGAUUUUUAGGACUAUAAACCAUAAUAAUCCAAUCAUGUAGUUUUGAAGCAGACACUUGACAGUGCACAGUGUGGAGCAAACGGAUAAUGUAUAACUAUAAAACUUUUGGAUUUGAUAACGUUUUCUGUUGAGAAGUGUUUCAAAUUUAAAAAUACCAACUGAGAAAACUGUUCUAUUUUGUUCUUUGGAACUGUUCAGUACUGAGUUCAUUGCUCUGUGGUGUAAUUGGUAAUAUAGGAAGUAUUAGCACCAUGAUACUAGAGCCACAUGGUUUGUACUGUGGACUAGCAGCAGCUGUGAGGUGAUGUUUUGGGUGGUGUUUGGUGUUCUGUGAACUGGCCUUGCUUCUCUGUACAUUCUUUGUGAUGUGACUGAGCAUAAAGCAGGACAGAUGUUAGCGUCUGUUGGUCAUUAAUGACUGACAGCCGAUCAGAUGUUGAGAUUCUAAUGUUAAAGUAGGGGCUGGGUACCCGAACUGUUCUUACUCAUUCCAGUUUCAAUGUGUGAUUGUGGUCAUGGGGAUAUUGGUUUAACCAGCGGCGGUUGGGUUGGGGAUUUGUGAACCAGGGUUGGGAAAGACUUUUGUCUUUCUCUUAUUUAUUGAUGUCUUUGCAGAUGUUCUCGUCUCUUUGAGGUGGAUUAAAUGUUUACAGAGAACAACAUUCACACCAUCACAGGACACUCUCUCUUUAACAAGAAUGUUCUUUAGGCACGGUACUGUCUGCUCCUUUUUUUAAAUGACUUUUAUUCUGAUACCGUCUCCUGCAGGGGCAUUUCUAAUGGCUUUUCUUUUAAUUGUCUUGAACAAACUAGGUAUCAAACAUUUUAGCAACAUUCUGUUUAUAGGGUUUCACUACAACAGCAUUUAUUAAUGGCAACACUUCAAAAUACUGUAAAAGUAACUUUGUUAUACGGUGGGCUACGUGUUGAACUUGAGUGUGUCCUGUGAUAUGUAAGUGUAGCUUUUAAGUAUUUCAGUGGCCUAAGGCUGCUGAACGAAAAAAAAAAACACCUUUUCUACACAAGCUGCUUUUUAUAACCUUCCAGCAAUAGCAAGGACAGAAUGUCAAAGUCAGCAUGCUUUACAAUAACGUCGCACCAACUUUCCUGUAAAUCAAUGUCACAAGCCCCCCCCACUCAGAGGAGGACGACUCUUUCCCUGUACAGAAAGGAUAGCGAGUCAUUUUGGCUUAGUUUUGUGUUAGCGUGGGGUCUCCCAGAGAGGGCCAUGUUCAUCUGGUGUCUAAAAGGAAGAGGGAACAAGUGCCACGGUUACUGGAAAUCCCUGUUAAAAUGGACCCGACGCACAGAAGACACUGUGCUGCCCGCAGCAGAGGGGGAAACCAGGCUUAACACAGCUGUUUGUUUCAGAGAAGAUGUGAGAGCUGUAUGAGAGUAGUUAUUUUUUCUUUGUCUUUUCAUAUCUCUAGGUGAAUUGCAAUACUUGUGUUUAUAGUUUCUGAGGUGUCAGGGGUGUUCAGUUUGCAAUAAAUGGUAUAUUCUGCUGUGUACAGUUACUUUUUUUUUAUUACAAAAAUUGUAUUUGUUUCUAUUUUUUGUGUGAUGGUUUCAAAAAGAACAAAAUUAUUUUAAAGUGUAAAGGAAAUCUUAGUAUUUUUUUAGUUUUGUUUUUUUUUUGUCUUAAAAUAUUGAUGCAGGAUUUAUUCUUUAAAUAAAUUUCGUCUGUGUUA
Messenger RNA from Dicentrarchus labrax (European seabass), 7557 nucleotides. It is a transcript of the gene araf, whose product is annotated as A-Raf proto-oncogene, serine/threonine kinase. Lineage: Eukaryota; Metazoa; Chordata; Actinopteri; Moronidae. Gene Ontology annotation, cellular component: cytosol; mitochondrion. The record is from RefSeq and is a predicted model, not a curated record. The transcript is spliced from 16 exons. Bases 203 to 2032 code for a protein of 609 amino acids. Gene Ontology annotation, biological process: protein phosphorylation; signal transduction. Gene Ontology annotation, molecular function: ATP binding; protein kinase activity.